CAGCACACACUAGCGGACGGACGCGGACACACGCACCGCACAGCGCGCCCGCGCGAGGGAGAGACACGCCCGCGCCCGCCGUCCCCGGCGCCGCCCCCACCCCCCGAGGACCCGAUCCUCUCUGCGCCCUGCGAUUGCCAGUAGCCCGCGCCGCAGUCGCCAACCCGUUCGCGCCGGCAUGCGCCCCAGCAGCUAGAAGGAAGCAGCCCAGGAAGCGCCCCGCGCGCCUCCGCCCGCCCCCGCGCGCUCCCGUUCGUCCCCGCGGGGCGCCCCCAGCCCACGCCCCCCCACCUUCCCGGCGGUGGGGGGGUGCGGGCCCUCCGCGGGGGCCCCGCCGGCCCGGCCCCAAGCCAGCCGCGAUCGCGCGCGCGGCCCCCGCCCCGGCGCGGCCAUGGAUGUGACGAGCAGUUCGGGCGGCGGCGACCCCCGGCAGAUCGAGGAGACCAAACCGCUGCUAGGGAGCGACGUGUCGGGCCCCGAGGGCACUAAGGUGAUGGGCGCCGUGCCUUGCCGCCGGGCCCUGCUGCUGUGCAACGGGAUGAGGUACAAGCUGCUGCAGGAGGGCGACAUUCAGGUCUGUGUCAUCCGGCACCCUCGGACCUUUCUCAGCAAGAUCCUCACCUCCAAAUUUCUGAGGCGCUGGGAGCCGCACCACCUAACGCUGGCCGACAACAGCUUGGCAUCCGCCACGCCGUCCGGGUACAUGGAAAACUCGGUCUCCUACAGCGCCAUUGAAGAUGUUCAACCGCUGUCCUGGGAGAAUGCCCCGAAGUACUGUUUACAGCUCACGAUCCCUGGGGGGACCGUCCUGCUGCAGGCUGCCAACAGCUACCUGCGAGAUCAGUGGUUCCAUUCUCUGCAGUGGAAGAAAAAGAUUUACAAAUACAAGAAGGUCCUGAGUAACCCAAGCCGCUGGGAGGUUGUCUUGAAGGAGAUUCGGACACUGGUGGAUAUGGCCCUCACGUCCCCACUGCAGGAUGACUCCAUCAACCAGGCCCCACUGGAAAUCGUCUCAAAACUGCUCUCGGAGAACACAAACCUGACCACUCAGGAGCACGAGAGCAUCAUUGUGGCAAUUGCACCUCUGCUGGAAAAUAACCACCCACCACCAGAUCUCUGUGAAUUCUUCUGCAAGCACUGCAGGGAGCGGCCCCGGUCCAUGGUGGUCAUCGAGGUAUUCACACCGGUGGUUCAGAGGAUCCUUAAGCAUAACAUGGACUUUGGGAAGUGCCCAAGGCUGAGGCUCUUCACCCAGGAGUACAUUCUUGCCCUGAAUGAACUCAAUGCAGGCAUGGAGGUGGUAAAGAAAUUCAUUCAAAGCAUGCAUGGCCCCACAGGGCACUGCCCACAUCCCCGGGUCCUGCCCAACCUUGUGGCUGUGUGCCUGGCUGCCAUCUACUCCUGCUACGAAGAGUUCAUCAACAGCCGAGACAACUCCCCCAGUCUGAAGGAGAUCCGGAACGGCUGUCAGCAGCCAUGUGACCGGAAGCCCACCUUACCUCUGCGCCUGCUGCACCCCAGCCCAGACCUGGUGUCUCAGGAAGCUACGCUGUCUGAGCCACGGCUCAAGUCGGUGGUCGUGGCCUCCAGCGAGGUCCACGUGGAGGUGGAGCGCACCAGCACUGCCAAGCCGGCGCUGACGGCCAGCACAGGCAACGACAGUGAGCCCAACCUCAUCGACUGCCUCAUGGUGAGCCCAGCCUGUGGCACCAUGAGCAUCGAGCUGGGCCCCCAGGCCGGCCGCACACUCGGCUGCCACGUGGAGAUCCUCAAGCUGCUGUCCGACUAUGAUGACUGGAGACCGUCUCUGGCCAGCUUGCUUCAACCCAUUCCAUUCCCCAAAGAAGCUCUCGCACAUGAGAAGUUCACCAAGGAGCUGAAGUACGUGAUUCAGAGGUUUGCAGAGGAUCCAAGACAGGAAGUCCACUCGUGCCUGCUGAGCGUGCGGGCCGGCAAGGAUGGCUGGUUCCAGCUCUACAGCCCUGGAGGGGUGGCCUGUGAUGAUGAUGGGGAGCUGUUUGCCAGCAUGGUGCACAUCCUCAUGGGCUCCUGUUACAAGACCAAAAAGUUUCUGCUCUCGCUGGCGGAAAACAAGCUGGGCCCCUGCAUGCUCCUGGCACUGAGAGGGAACCAGACCAUGGCAGAGAUCCUGUGCUUGAUGCUGGAGUACAACAUCAUCGACAACAACGACACCCAGCUGCAGAUCAUCUCCACGCUGGAGAGCACAGACGUGGGCAAACGCAUGUACGAACAGCUGUGUGACCGGCAGCGGGAGCUAAAGGAGCUGCAAAGGAAAGGCGGGCCCACCAGGCUAACACUGCCCUCCAAGUCCACGGAUGCGGACCUGGCCCGCCUGCUGAGCUCUGGCUCCUUUGGAAACCUGGAGAACCUCAGCUUGGCCUUCACCAACGUCACCAGUGCCUGCGCCGAGCACCUCAUCAAACUGCCUUCCCUCAAGCAGCUCAAUCUGUGGUCCACGCAGUUUGGAGACGCCGGCCUGCGGCUCCUGUCGGAACACCUCACUAUGCUCCAGGUGCUGAACCUGUGUGAGACCCCAGUCACCGACGCUGGCCUGCUGGCCCUCAGCUCCAUGAAGAGUCUUUGCAGUUUAAAUAUGAACAGCACCAAGCUCUCGGCUGACACCUACGAGGAUCUGAAGGCCAAACUUCCUAAUCUGAAGGAGGUGGAUGUCCGCUACACAGAAGCCUGGUGAAAAGCCCCCUGAGUGCACAGGAUGGCGUGACACACAGACACA
Phodopus roborovskii (desert hamster) is the source of this 2755-nucleotide messenger RNA. It is a transcript of the gene Cmip, whose product is annotated as c-Maf inducing protein. Gene Ontology annotation, cellular component: cytosol; nucleoplasm. The coding region runs from base 392 to 2713 and encodes 773 amino acids. Lineage: Eukaryota; Metazoa; Chordata; Mammalia; Rodentia; Cricetidae. The transcript is spliced from 22 exons. The record is from RefSeq and is a predicted model, not a curated record.